Molecule: messenger RNA, 507 nt
Organism: Phoenix dactylifera (date palm)
Lineage: Eukaryota; Viridiplantae; Streptophyta; Magnoliopsida; Arecales; Arecaceae
Product: E3 ubiquitin-protein ligase RHA2A-like
Source: RefSeq, a predicted model, not a curated record
AUGGGGUUGUCGAACCGACUCCAUGACGUCUCCAGCGACUCCAUCCCGAUCCUCCUGGUCGUGACGGCAGCCGAGUGGGUCUCCUACCUUCGCUCCCUCCUCCUCUGCCUCCUCCACUCCCUCGGCCUCCUCCGUCUCCACCCCGCCGACGAAGACCCCCUCGUCCCAGCCGCCGGAUCCGGCCUCGCCGGCCUCGUCGUCAUCGCCGCCUCCACCCGCUCCUUCAUCUACGAGCCCGCGCCGUCGGCGGCGGAGGAGGAGGAGUGCGUGGUGUGCCUGUGCGGUCUCGCCGACGGCGACCGGGUCAGGCGGCUGGCGUGCUGCCACGUGUUCCACAGCGAGUGCCUCGACGGGUGGUUCGACCAGAGGAACCUGAGCUGUCCUCUCUGCCGGUCGCCGCUGGCGGCGGAGGAGAGGCGAGCCGAUGCAGAUCGCCGGAUCGGGGCGGAGCUCGUCGCCUGGCUCUCUCCCUAUCGAUCUGAUCAUCUCCCGAUCGGACGGUGCUGA